This is a messenger RNA of Alexandromys fortis (reed vole), 3007 nucleotides long. It is a transcript of the gene Tedc1, whose product is annotated as tubulin epsilon and delta complex 1. The record is from RefSeq and is a predicted model, not a curated record. Lineage: Eukaryota; Metazoa; Chordata; Mammalia; Rodentia; Cricetidae. The transcript has 8 exons. Bases 196 to 1479 code for a protein of 427 amino acids.
GGGAGGACGGCUUUCUCAAGAGAUUCCUGGCGACGUGGCCCCCGGAACUCCCCACCCGGUUUGCCGGGCUCGGCUCCUCCUCGCGGGUCCCUGGCGCCCCCUGGCGGCGAGCUCCAGGGCGGCUCCGCAGAGACACUCCCUCCGUGUUUGGGUGGAGCCGUUCUUUCCCCGCGCCUCCAGGGGACACUCGGGCGCAUGCGCACCCUCCGGCCGCGCGCUACCUGCGCGGGAGCCGCCUGGAGGUUGGGAACCAGAGGUGCUGAUUGGUGCGUUCCAAAGUCCGCAGAGCUGGCAAACCCGCGGCCCCGCCCAGACCCCGGAAGUGCCUGCCUAAGGGACAGACUGGCUCCAGUGCUCUGGCAGCUUCUCUUACGCGUGCUCUCACCGCUUGCUGCUAAAGAUACCUUGACCAACCUUGCUCCAGAGGCUCAAGCCCGUGUGGUGAAGUCAGCACUGGACUCCCAGGGCUACCCCAGGUCUGCGCUGGUACAGUUUCCUGAGGGCAAUUCUCAGAGAAGUCGGGAACUGCUGCUGGCCCUGUCUUGGCUUCUGGCACGAGAACCCUUCCUUGAGCAGCUGCUUGCCCAGACCCGUGUGCGGUUGGAUGAUCAGCUGCCCCAGUGUGAGUGUGAGGCCCUGGCCAUCCCUGGUCCUCUUGCACCCCGUGUGGAAACAGAGAGUCCGGUGGAUCUCCGACUAGUGGAAUGGCUGAUGGGAAAGCUGCGGUUUAGGUGGCGCCGCCUGAUCUCCAGUCAGCAGGAACAGUGUACCCUGCUCAGCAAGAUCCACCUGUACACCCGUGGAUGUCACAGCCAGCGGAACCUUGACCAUCUUUCUGUUGCUGAAACAGAGAUGCUCAGAGACCCAGAGAGCAGUCAGCAGCUUCUGCAGGCGCUGGAGAGUGAGAACGUACGCCUGGGGGCAGCUCUGGAGUGGCGGCAGUGUGAGCUGGUCUUCUGGCAGUGGAUGGAUACAGUUCUGGAUGCCUGCUUGUCGGAGACUCCUGCUGUGACCUCACAGCCCACAGUUCUGCCCAUGAUUUCUGAACGUGGGCUUGGUGAGCUGGAGUUGGUAAAACAAGAGUUGCAGGCCCUGCAGGAGGAGCUACGGGAGGUGGCUGAGCCCCGGAGGGCGGCAUGGGAAGCCCAGGUUGGAGGCCUAGGUCAGGGGCCAGAGUGGAGCACCACAAGGAGAGCCUUGCAGGAGGCUGUCAAACAGGAGUUGAUUGCCCUGCAGGUAUCCUGGGAGCCAUCCAGUGACCCUACCCAGCCCCAGAGACCCCAUCGGCUGGUGAGAAGUAAGGAUCAGUCACCAGGACCUCAAGGCCUACAGGCAGCUGAGAUGAUCAGGACCCUGAGCACCCAGGAGGCCGGUCUGAAAAAGGUGCUGCAUCAGCUACAGAGUCAAUGUCAGCAGGAGCUGGCCAGGCUGGCUGGUGCUCUGCCUGGCUUGAUUUGGAUUAUGGCUCCUGGACACUGAAGGCCCCAAGGUGUGCCCACCUGUGUAGAGGUCUUUGUAGGGUCUCAGAGGAGCAGACUGGGGCUGGCAUUGGAGCAGAGGUCCAGGCCCUGUUGCCUACAGUUUUAUGGUCACCAUGGGCUGGUCCUCCAGAGCAGUUUGGAGGGGACCUAUAUAUACAUGGUAGAGCUGUCUCUGGGGACACCAGGUUGUUGCCCUCUGCCACUGCCCUUUAAUUUCCUCCUCUUCUGAUACUGUGCUAUGCAUGGGGCAUGGUUGGCCCCGUGCUGGAAUCUGCACAGUGCAGGAAGCCCCGGGUCUCCCCCAAGUGGAGCAGCUCUGGUUUCUCCGACUCUAGUUGUACACCUCCUGCAGGAGAGCCUCCUCCUGUGCUGGGCCGUGGAUGUGCCUGCUGUGUGUGGGGAGCUGGAUGGGAGCCCUGGGGCUCUGCCGGGGAGAGAAGAGGAGGGAAGCUGCAGUGAGACAGAGAAGGCCUUUGUUCUGAAGGCUGCUGGGCACUGGGCAAGCUCAGGUCUCACAAAGCAGCCUGUGUCCAGGAUGUGCCCACAGCCUGGUGGGAUGGCUCUCUCCUAGCCCAGGCUUCUAGCCGGUGGGCCCAAGCGGGUCCCAUGGUUUCUAACCCUGCCUUCUUUCCUAGCCCUAGCUCCAAACACUGACCAGACACUGGGCAGGUGGUAGGUCCCACUAGGCCACCUCUAGCCUCCUGCUAACUCAGGCCUGAGGCCACUAUCCAACUCUGGGCACCCUGGACCCUCUGCUAGAACAUUUUCUCAUGGGGUUUUCCUGCUUGCUUGUGUCGUAUUGUAAGAGUGACAGCUCAUGCCUAGGGUGACAGUUCUGAUACAGGUGGCCUCUGGCCCUGAGGCAGGGCACCAUGCUGUUUGUUCCAGUGACUGUUCCUAGCAUGUUUCUGGAGGACCAGUGUCUAACAGGUCCUAACUUUCAUGACAUAGCUCCUGGAGUCUCUGGAACCUCCUGCCUGUUGCUGAGCCUCUGCUGUCCCUCCUGGCCUGCAGCCCCUGCCCCUGCUAACACUUGCUUAGCUCUUGCUGCUUCCACCUGUGGGUUCCAGCUCUGGUCCAGGACACAUGGGAACUUGGCUCCUUGUGAUGGUGACAUGAGCUAUAAACAAGUUCAGUUAUGCUCCCUGCCUCUGAAAACUGCCCUGCUCUAGGACUUCCAGUAGCCCUUUGGAGCUUGACCUUAAAAAAUCUAAAUUCAGGGGCUGGAGAGAUAGCUCAGAGGUUAAGAGCACUGACUGCUCUACCAGAGGUCCUGAGUUCAAUUCCCAGCAACCACAUGGUGGCUCACAGCCAUCUGUAAUGAGAUCUGGUGCCCUCUUCUGACAUGCUAGCAUACAUGGAAGGAAUGUUAUAUACAUAAUAAAUAAAAAAAUCUUUAAAAAAAAUCUAAAUGCAGCUGGACAGUUGUUAAUCCCAGCACUCGGGAGGUAAAGACAGGCGAAUCUCAGUGAGUUUGAGGCCAGCGUGGUCUACAGAGUGAGUUCCAGGGCAGCCAGGACUAAUUA